This is a messenger RNA of Amyelois transitella, 739 nucleotides long. It is a transcript of the gene mRpL13, whose product is annotated as large ribosomal subunit protein uL13m. The record is from RefSeq and is a predicted model, not a curated record. The transcript has 3 exons. Bases 137 to 673 code for a protein of 178 amino acids. Gene Ontology annotation, biological process: translation; negative regulation of translation. Lineage: Eukaryota; Metazoa; Arthropoda; Insecta; Lepidoptera; Pyralidae. Gene Ontology annotation, molecular function: mRNA binding; structural constituent of ribosome. Gene Ontology annotation, cellular component: ribosome; mitochondrial large ribosomal subunit.
UCACUGUCAUCAUUAACGUCAAUGUCAUAACACAAUAACCUCCGCAUCUGAUAAUAAUAACCUCCAAUUAGAUUUUUUGGAAAUUAAUUCACUUUAGAAAUAUAUUUUUUAAAACAACAUUAAUUAUUGAACAUAAAUGUCAGCAUUUAAGAGGGUUCAGCAAUGGGCCACUUUUGCCCGAACUUGGCACAUAUUUGACUGUAAAUGGCAAGAUCCUUACGAGUCGGCUAAUUUGAUAAAGAAAUAUUUGAUGGGAAUGCACAAACCUAUUUACCAUCCUUUGAAUGACUGCGGUGAUGUUGUGGUCUGUAUAAAUAGUAGGGAAAUAGCUUUGAAGGGCGAUGAAUGGAGGAAAAGGGCUUAUUUCCAUCAUACUGGCUACCCUGGUGGUGCCACAUGGACCUUGGCUUGGGAGCUGCAUAAUAAAGAUCCUACUAUGAUUAUAAAGAAAGCGGUAUACAGAGCAAUGAAAGGUAACCUUCAGAGGCGGCAUACUAUGGAGAGGUUGUUUAUUUACCCAGGUGAAAACGUUCCAGAAGAUGUCAUGCAAAAUGUCACUAACCAGAUAAGAUCGUGGCGACUUGUGCCAACCAGACUAGACCAUAUACCCAAGGAAGAGGUAGAAAAAUACCCGAAGGUCAUGGAAUACCCUUCAGAUUAUGUAUUGAAAUGAUUUAACGUAUUUAGCUAAUAAUUAAAGAUAAGUUAGUAGAUAAUUAGAAAUAAAUGUUAUUGAUGA